AUGCCCUCCCUCACACCGGUGCUGAACGUAUUGGUGACUGCACUGCUAGUUCAUACGCCUUUCCUCCAACCCAGCACCGCCCUCGUCCCGCCCACCUCUCCUUUCUGUCCUUCGCUCCCUGCCCCCGAAACCCUCUUCUCACUCAACCGCCCAGGUACACGCACCAGGUGGUACACCCACCAGGUGGUCACACAGGAGCUCAACGCGCUGCUGGCAGAGCUGCUGCGAUUCCAAGUCAGGGCGUUCCAAAAGGACCCCCUCAAGGCUGAGGUGGGAAAUGGUUUCUUUCCAAAUGUUGCCUUGCCAAGCCAGAAGAUGAUGGACAGCGAUUGCCAUGUCUCAUUCAUCGUGCCAGUCUUUGAACCGCCCGCGCUGCCGGAUAGGGGCAGCACAUCCCCACCCAGCCUGGGCGAGGUGGAUGUAGAUGAAGUGAACACCUCACUCCCACCACCAUCUCACUCCCACCACCAUCUCACUCCCACCACCAUCUCACUCCCACCACCAUCUCACUCCCACCACCUCCUCACUCCCACCACCUCCUCACUCCCACCACCUCCUCACUCCCACCACCUCCUCACUCCCACCACCUCCUCACUCCCACCACCUCCUCACUCCCACCACCUCCUCACUCCCACCACCUCCGCACUCCCACCACCUCCUCACUCCCACCACCUCCUCACUCCCACCACCUCCUCACUCCCACCACCUCCUCACUCCCACCACCUCCUCACUCCCACCACCUCCUCACUCCCACCACCUCCUCACUCCCACCACCUCCUCACUCCCACCACCUCCUCACUCCCACCACCUCCUCACUCCCACCACCUCCUCACUCCCACCACCUCCUCACUCCCACCACCUCCUCACUCCCACCACCUCCUCACUCCCACCACCUCCUCACUCCCACCACCUCCUCACUCCCACCACCUCCUCACUCCCACCACCUCCUCACUCCCACCACCUCUCACUCUCACCCUCCUCACUCCCACCACCUCCUCACUCCCACCUCCUCCUCACUCUCACCACCUCCUCACUCCCACCACCUCCUCACUCCCACCACCUCCUCACUCCCACCACCUCCUCACUCCCACCACCUCCUCACUCCCACCACCUCCUCACUCCCACCACCACCUCUGCCAUGCAGAAGAGUCUGAAGGGGCAGCAAGAGGUCCAGUCAACCAGGCUGGAACCUAG
Closterium sp. Naga37s-1 is the source of this 1194-nucleotide messenger RNA. NCBI's taxonomy places the organism in Eukaryota, Viridiplantae, Streptophyta, Zygnematophyceae, Desmidiales, Closteriaceae. The record is from the annotation of a GenBank genome assembly.